GGAUGUCACAAAUCGAGAAGUCAAGACGACCCGCCCGCCCUCUGACUUCUGACUUCGGAGCGCUUCGAGAUGGGUAUACAUAGUCUCGAGUGAAUGAAUAUACCACUGUUCGCCUUCUCGAGUCAUCGCCAAUCGUCGAUCAAAACGGCGCGACCUUUUGCCUUGAUGUUCGAUCUUGCAAACAGGCAUCGAAAGCGACAACCAUCCACACAUCCAUCUGCAAUCGCUUCGUGACAAUCACAAUCUACAUGUCUCCGAUCAAGACUUGUUCUUCUUGAGCUGAUCGACUCAAUCGGCAAGGGGUAGGAACGCAAGCUGAGGAAGCGCCACGCGAGGUCUAGAUGUAGCUUGCACCUUGCACGAUCGCCACUCACCACUUCGAUCUGCCAAGCCCCAUCCCGCCCGGCUCCAAGCCCUUCAUCCUGAUUCUCCUAGAGGGCCCCCACAAAUUGUGCCUCAAGCGUUCUUCAAGAUAUCAUCUCCGCCACGAUGUCCAUCGCAGCGCAGAUCAAUGACACUCGGCACGUACGGCACGUAGACGCUGGUGAGGCGAGCCAAACGAGCACUCUCAGCGCUGCGACUUUCAUGAGCGCACUGUCCACCUUUGAGGAUCAAGAGCAACAUGCGGGCGCAAGUGACCAGCAGGUGGACGAGUGCGCCUUUGGGGCUGGAUCGGACGACGUUCAAAACGGCACGCAUACACCCAGAGCACCUUUGCAACAUGACGCACUCGUCCCCUCGGCUUCGAGGAAUGGGGACAGCGCAGUGCAAGGAGGUGCUGACCCUCGACUUCAAGAUCAGAUUGCAGCAGAGCCGAUGCGCACGACACCGCUACCGUCAGGAACAUCCGCUGUCACCCAUACAGCCAUACCCACAGCCACAGCCUUGGCCUCCACUCCUGCCGCUUCGACGUCCACUCUGCUCUCUGCCAGCCACACCUCUAGGUCGGGCAGUGCCUCUCGAGGACGUUCUCGGCGCGCUCGAGCCUAUUCCAGCUCUUCACUUUCCACCCUGACUCGUCGACGUGCGCGAUCGCCUUCCCUAGGUUUAGGGCUUUCUUCUCACAUUUCUAGAAACUCUUCGUUGGCUCCAUCCGAAGAGUUGCCGGGAUACACGGCGAGAGGAGCUGAUGGAUUGCCAAGGUAUAGCCAUAGCGAUACGAUCCGCUGGGAAGUCGGGCCGGAUGAUGGAAGCAGUGGACAGCGAAGAGAAGAUAUGGAACCGGGCCAUGUGUUUGCUCUAGCUAGACAGGCCGGAUCUAGAGUUUUGCAGCGCGCGGCUGUUGUGGCGGGAAGCAGAUUGGGACUGGGACCUAGAAGAACAUCGGCGUCGGAUCAGCAUGCGGACUCCGCUAGCAGAUCCCUUUCAACCUCCAACCCUUCCCCAUCCACUCCGAGUCAAUCAAGACACAGACCAACAAACGUCAGAUACGUCGUGUUUGUACCUGCCCAAUCACGAAAUGGUUCUUGCUUUGGCGCCAACAAUUCGAGCUUGCGAGUAGCUGUACCUGCUCACAGGGUCGUGUAUGCGCCUCUAGACUCGCGCAGGCCCACACGCACCAACCCAAGAUCUUCCGAUCAGGUUGCGGGUUCCGGGAUAAGGGGGGAAGGCAGCGCAUCGCAGAGCGGAUCCACAUCCACGAGUCGAGCAUCCAGCGUUCGGGAAGAAGCGGUGCUGAAUGCUAGAGCGGCUCAGCUCGUCGCGCGCAUCAAGGCGCGCUUACGAUCUGUUCGAAGUCCAGCCAAAGAAGAAGAAGAAGCCGAUCCAAGCUCGGCCGCGAUGAUGAGCGCUGGUACGCCCGACGUUGUGCUGCGGGAGCAUGGCGAAGCGAGGACCGCACCUGCUUCUAUGCACAACAUCACACCGCUCCCGACGCCCCAAAUGAGCAGGUCAAAUAGUCGGACGGCUGAGAAUGUCGGACGAGCGUCCCGAAGAUUGUCUAGCGACGCUGCGGCCAGUAGAUCCUCUUUUCGACCCAGGUCGAGCAAUAGCGUAUGGGGCGACGCGGCAGGUGCGGCCUAUCGAGCUCGACAAGAAGCUGCACUUGCACAAAGUUUUCAAAAUCGACGAGGGUCGCGCGAGUCUGCUUCGAGAUCGUCCAAUGGAAUCGUAAGACCCACGAUGAGCAAUAGACCAGCUACCAGUGCCGGUGAGAGGCCUAGGUCCCGGAAGAUUUUUACACUUUAGACGUCAGAGCCAGACGAGCUUUCCCUCGACAUCCACAUCAUCUUCAAUAGCUC
Molecule: messenger RNA, 2240 nt
Organism: Ceraceosorus guamensis
Lineage: Eukaryota; Fungi; Basidiomycota; Exobasidiomycetes; Ceraceosorales; Ceraceosoraceae
Exons: 2
Coding region: 490-2187 (565 amino acids)
Source: RefSeq, a predicted model, not a curated record